Larimichthys crocea (large yellow croaker) is the source of this 2209-nucleotide messenger RNA. RefSeq names its product dihydroorotate dehydrogenase (gene dhodh). Lineage: Eukaryota; Metazoa; Chordata; Actinopteri; Sciaenidae. The transcript has 9 exons. Gene Ontology annotation, cellular component: mitochondrial inner membrane; cytoplasm. The coding region runs from base 114 to 1307 and encodes 397 amino acids. Gene Ontology annotation, molecular function: dihydroorotate dehydrogenase activity. The record is from RefSeq and is a predicted model, not a curated record. Gene Ontology annotation, biological process: pyrimidine ribonucleotide biosynthetic process; 'de novo' pyrimidine nucleobase biosynthetic process.
CCGGGAUGGGAAUAUCGCGAGAUGAUGUGGAGGAAGCGGUGACCACGUGUGUUUGUGUAACAUGGUCAGGACUUGCUUUCAGUGCCCUUUAAUGCAAUGACAGAGCUGCGUCCAUGGCGGGACAUCUGAAGAAACAGUUAAAAGAUGCAUUUAAGGUCAUCAGCUCAGGUAGCCUUCUGUUCGCUUCCUACCUCACUGCGGUUGGAGAUGAGCGUUUCUAUGCCAACCAGCUGAUGCCCCUGCUGCAGAGGAUUGUUGGGGCAGAGACGGCACAUGUUUUGGCAGUAAAGAUAAUUGGUGUGGGAUUGGUUCCUCUGAACCGCUACCAGGACCCUGCAUCAUUGGAAGUGAACGUCCUGGGAUUAAAAUUCAAAAACCCGAUUGGGAUUGCGGCGGGCUUCGACAAGCACGGAGAGGCUGUAGACGGCUUGUACAAGAUAGGUUUUGGCUUUGUUGAAGUGGGCACCAUCACUCCCAAACCACAGGAGGGGAACCCCAAACCACGCGUGUUUCGACUCCCGACAGAUCAGGCAGUUAUUAACAGAUAUGGAUUCAACAGCUGUGGUUUGGCGGAAGCACAACAGAGGCUGGAAGCCAGGGGAGGCACACAGCAGCAGCACAGUAAAGCUGGCCUUCCCCUGGGCAUCAACCUGGGGAAGAACAAGCUGUCCCAGGAUGCAGGGGCAGAUUAUUCAGAGGGAGUGAGGGCACUUGGCCCGCUGGCUGACUACCUGGUGGUCAACGUCAGCAGUCCUAAUACGCCGGGUCUCCGGAAUCUACAGGGAAAAGCUGAGCUCCACAAGCUCCUACAAAGGGUGUUGAAGGAGCGUGAUGCCCUGCAGGGACAAUACAAACCUCCAGUCCUGGUGAAGAUUGCUCCUGACCUCACUACGCAGGACAAACGAGACAUUGCUGAUGUUGUCACAGAGCUGGGAGUGGAUGGUUUAAUGGUGUCUAACACCACGGUGUCUAGACCAGACACACUUCAGGAUCCGCACAAAUCUGAAGUCGGUGGGCUAAGUGGCCAGCCUCUCAAAGACCUCUCUACCAACACCGUGAGAGAGAUGUACAACCUCACCAAAGGUAAAGUACCAAUUGUUGGGAUCGGUGGUGUGGCCAGUGGGCAGGAUGCUAUGGAUAAGAUCCGUGCUGGUGCAUCACUGGUUCAGCUUUACACAGCUUUGACCUACCAGGGUCCACCGGUGGUGACGAAGAUAAAGAGAGAAUUAGAACAACUUCUUAAAGAACAGGGUUUCAACAGUGUAUCGGAGGCAGUCGGAGCAGAUCACAGAGGAGCAGCCUGCUGAAAGAGAUGGUAAACAUCCACACAGAUGCAUCAACUAUAGUUGCCUCUUCCAACUAGGCAACGCGAUCCUCAACUUUUCCUGAACUUUGACAGAUGGAUAGUAUUGUUUGUUUGUCUGUCCAUCUUGAUUUUCAACUCAAAUCUAAAGUCUGAACAGACGCUUAUCCUUUGUUACAGUGUAACAGCAGUAAGUGAAUCUCGAGUGCAUACUGACACCAAAGUGCUCAAACAGAAACCUUUUUUUUUUUUUUUAAUACAAACAUCUGACAUGAAUCUUAUGUGAUAAAUAUCAAAUGUGUUUGUUAUUCUGUGUCUUAGGAAGUGUCUUAUGCAUAAGUUUAAAUGUAGACAUUGUAUUAAUCACUGCACAUCUCACAAUAGAAGAACAAUAUAAUCCAGUCAAUCACAAUAACGGCACAAAUGUUAUUUGGGUUUUGGAUCAGCGUAUUUAUUUUUGGCCUUGGUGCUAUGAGAGAGGACCUGUAAGUCAGGCAACUGUUUGUGAGCUCUCAGUUUCAGGGUACUGUAAGUACAAUCCCUGGCAAAUGAGAUACACUAGAUCACCCAAAUAAAUGUAUGAUAUAUAUCUAUUCUAUUUAGAGAAACUCUAAAGAAUGGAAAAUUUCUACUAAACGAGGGCUGCAGAGCUCUUUGAUCCAAAACAGGGCUGCUUGUUGUGCUUCGGUGUACCAUGAUAGAUAUAUGCAGUCUACAUUUGUCAUAUUACUGUUAUUACAUAUUAUAAUUUCUUUUGUUAAACUUCAGUUUUACUGCCAUGUAAAGCUAACGUUGUAAAAAUGUAAUGGUGCCACUGAUGCAGCGUUCUGAAUGAAAGAAACGAGUGGAAUCAAACCGUUAAUGAUUGAUAACAGAAAAAAUAAAUUAUAGUGCUUUUUUUGAGAA